GCCGGAGAAGUGAGCAGAUCAGAUGCGAAAGUGGAAUCAGACCAGGAGCAAGAGAAUCAAAAUCGCUCAUCAAUAAGUUACAAUAAUUAAAAGAUAAGCCUUAAAAAUGGGUCCUUUACGGUGGGGGAUCAUGGCUGCUGGUAAAAUCAGCUACGACAUGGCAACAGCUUCUGCGGCCUUGUCCCCGAAGGAACAUUUCAUUGCGGCCAUUGCGGCAAGAUCGCUGGAAAGUGCGAGGGAGUUUGCAGAUGAGUUCAAGAUUCCAAAAGCGUACGGAAGUUAUGAAGAGUUGGUGCAAGAUCCGGAAAUUGACGUUUGUUACAUCGGGACGCUCAAUCCGUUCCAUCUUGAGCUGGGAAAGUUGGCCUUGAGCCAUGGGAAGCAUGUCCUUUGUGAAAAGCCCCUUGGGAUGAACGUCCGUGAAACGAAGGAGCUUAUUGACUAUGCGAGAGAGAAAGGUCUGUUUCUCAUGGAGGGGAUUUGGAGUCGUUUUUUCCCCACGUACAUGCGGCUCAGGGAGGAAAUCGAUAAGGGCUCGAUUGGCGACGUUCUUCAAGUUUUUGUCUCCUUCGGUGUGCCAAUUUCUGAAGUUGAUAGGAUCAAAAAGAAAGAAUUUGGUGGCGGCAGUGUUCUUGAUAUCGGGAUUUACUGUGUCCAGCUGGCGCAAUAUGUGUUCGGAGGAGACAACCCUGUCAAGAUCAUUUCCGGAGGCCAUCUCAACGAGAAUUUGGUAGACGAGAGCACGUCAACCACGCUUUUGUAUACUAACGGACGUACCGCUACGUUGGUGACGCACACAAAAUGUCAAAUGCCUAAUGAGGCGUGCAUAAUUGGGACAAAGGGUACUUUGAAGCUUGAAUGCCCAUUCUGGUGUCCCACCCACCUCACCCUUGCGGACGGCAAGACGCACGAGUUUCCUCUCCCACCGGGAAAGGCCACAAAAUUCUUCAGAAGCAUGGGACUUUCGUACGAAAUGAGUGAAGUUCGACGCUGCAUCAAUGCCGGCAUGCUCGAGAGUCCGACCGUGUCUCACAAAGAAACUCUCAGGAUUGCUGAAAUUAUGCAAUCGAUCCGAAAAGCCGUGGACGUUGUGUAUCCACAAGAUAUCAUUUAAUUUCAUUUCACUGCUGAUUCCUUAUCCUAUCACUAAAUAAAUAACUACUAUCAAUCGUCAAUGUCAUCUCUGCUCCAAAUAAACAUACUUUUACCAUUCCAUUAAA
Messenger RNA from Folsomia candida, 1220 nucleotides. RefSeq names its product trans-1,2-dihydrobenzene-1,2-diol dehydrogenase. Bases 107 to 1114 code for a protein of 335 amino acids. The record is from RefSeq and is a predicted model, not a curated record. Lineage: Eukaryota; Metazoa; Arthropoda; Collembola; Entomobryomorpha; Isotomidae. The transcript has 6 exons. Gene Ontology annotation, molecular function: nucleotide binding.